Molecule: messenger RNA, 3507 nt
Organism: Batrachochytrium dendrobatidis JAM81
Lineage: Eukaryota; Fungi; Chytridiomycota; Chytridiomycetes; Rhizophydiales
Exons: 1
Coding region: 1-3507 (1168 amino acids)
Source: RefSeq, a predicted model, not a curated record
AUGACUUGUCAUUUCACUCUUUUUUCUAGUGCCAUUAAAGUAUUUACACUCACGGCACUUGCUAUAACACAUACCAAUGCCGCUCCCGCUCCAAUGGGAUACGGUGAUGUGUUUAGUAAAAAUCAAGCAGUAGCCACUACGACCUUGACACUUACUACUACAAGUUCAUCCAAAACAACUUCAGUUUUAUCUUAUGCGUUACCCACUGGUCCAAGCAAGAAUCCUUCUCCACUUUUCUCAUUGGUUUCUGAACUAUCAAGCAAGGUUCCAAUUAUUCUUCCUGAUGUUUAUGGCCAAACCAAAACAUUUGCAAUUUCAACGAGCGAAUCUGUAUCUACAAGCUCAAGUAGCACUUUGCCUACCCAAUCGAGCGAACCUCCUUUAUCGGGUGUUCCGGCUUCCACCAACACUGCCGGACUACCUUCUCAACAACAAAGUGGAAACGCGCCACCAUCAGCCGGGCAGUCUCCUCAGCCACAAGCAACCGCUCCCUUACCAGCUGGACAGUCUCCUCAGCCACAGGCAACCGCUCCUCCACCUAGUAAUAAUACUCCCCAAGAAACAGUACCUGCUGCCGGGACAUACGAAACUACGUCAAACCCUAACCCGUUGAUCCGUGGUAAGAAGAGACUAAAGUGUCGUCGCAUUAUGGUUCGCAAACCCUGCAAGAUAACUACUAUUCCACCGACUCCCCCACCAACUCCUAGUAUUCCAGUUCCAGAACUACCACCAUAUGUUCCAGCACCCCCGGAAAAUCCUCAACCACCACCCAAACCAACUCCUAGUAUUCCAGUUCCAGAACUACCACCAUAUGUUCCGGCACCCCCGGAAAAUCCUCAACCACCACCCAAACCAACUCCUAGUAUUCCAGUUCCAGAAUUACCACCAUAUGUUCCAGCACCCCCGGAAAAUCCUCAACCACCACCCAAACCAACUCCUAGCAUUCCAGUUCCAGAAAUUCCGCAAGUUCCGCAAGUUCCAGAAGUCCCACAAGUUCCAGAAAUUCCUUGCGAACCGACUCCCCCACCAACUCCUAGUAUUCCAGUUCCAGAACUACCACCAUAUGUUCCAGCACCCCCGGAAAAUCCUCAACCACCACCCAAACCAACUCCUAGUAUUCCAGUUCCAGAACUACCACCAUAUGUUCCAGCACCCCCGGAAAAUCCUCAACCACCACCCAAACCAACUCCUAGUAUUCCAGUUCCAGAAAUUCCGCAAGUUCCGCAAGCUCCAGAAGUUCCUUGCGAGCCGGCUCCACCACAACCCCCUACUCCUCAAGUUCCGAACGUUCCUCAAGUUCCGAACGCUCCUCAAGUUCCGAACGUUCCAAAGCAGGGAACUACAACUCGCCCAGUGUUUAUUCCUGGCCAAACUCCACUUCCAACCACUACCCCGAAUGUACCUCAGAAACCAAUGGAAUACCCUCAACCACCACCCAAACCGGUUCCUAGUAUUCCAGUUCCACAAGUUCCUAGUACCCCGUCUGAGCCAACUCCUUGCGAACCGAUUCCUAGUAUUCCGGUUCCAAAUGUCCCGGCUUCUCCAGAAAAUCCCCAGCCACCACCCAAACCGGUUCCUAGUAUUACAGUUCCACAAGUACCUCAAGUACCUCAGAAACCAAUGGAAUAUCCCCAACCACCACCCAAACCGGUUCCUAGUGUUCCAGUUACACAAGUUCCUAGUACCCCGUCUGAGCCAACUCCUUGCGAACCGAUUCCUAGUAUUCCGGUUCCAAAUGUCCCGGCUUCUCCAGAAAAUCCUCAACCACCACCCAAACCGGUUCCUAGUAUUACAGUUCCACAAGUACCACAAGUACCUCAGAAACCAAUGGAAUAUCCUCAACCACCACCCAAACCGGUUCCUAGUGUUCCAGUUACACAAGUACCUCAAGUACCACAAGUACCUCAGAAACCAAUGGAAUAUCCCCAACCACCACCCAAACCGGUUCCUAGUGUUCCAGUUCCACAAGUACCACAAGUACCUCAGAAACCAAUGGAAUAUCCUCAACCACCACCCAAACCGGUUCCUAGUGUUCCAGUUACACAAGUACCUCAAGUACCACAAGUACCUCAGAAACCAAUGGAAUAUCCUCAACCACCACCCAAACCGGUUCCUAGUGUUCCAGUUACACAAGUACCUCAAGUACCACAAGUACCUCAGAAACCAAUGGAAUAUCCUCAACCACCACCCAAACCGGUUCCUAGUGUUCCAGUUACACAAGUACCUCAAGUACCACAAGUACCUCAGAAACCAAUGGAAUAUCCCCAACCACCACCCAAACCGGUUCCUAGUGUUCCAGUUACACAAGUACCUCAAGUACCUCAGAAACCAAUGGAAUAUCCUCAACCACCACCCAAGCCGGUUCCUAGUGUUCCAGUUACACAAGUACCUCAGAAACCAAUGGAAUAUCCUCAACCACCACCCAAACCGGUUCCUAGUAUUCCAGCUCCACAAGUUUCUACCCCUACCGCAACUAUUACAGACCCAAGUGAAGUGACCUGUACUGAGGAAAUAUUUACCUAUACGAUCACAAUGGUUAGCGGAACAUCUUCUGUGUUUGUGACUUCGCAAACUCCUUUAGCAACCGCUACUUCAUCUGUGUCGGUAUCCGGAUCCAGCAGUACAAUCGCUAGUAGUGAGACGCGUCCAAGUAGCUUGACCCAAACUUUGGCUGUUUCAUCUACUGCUACUGUUACAGCAACCAUUACCGAAAGCCCAUCCACCACCACUACAACAACCACUACUAAGAAACCAUCCACCACCAUCAAGAAAAAACCGGUAAUCGUUUCCAGGAAAAGAUCAGCAACCGUUGUCAAGAGAAAACCGGUAACCACUACCAAGAAACCAUCCGCCAUCACUACAACAACCACUACUGUUAAACCAUCCGCCACCACUACAACAACCACUACUGAAGUAAAGUCUUUUACCGCAACUAUUACUGACCCAAGUGAAGUGACCUGUACUGAGGAAAUAUUUACCUAUACGAUCACAAUGGUUAGCGGAACUUCUUCUGUGUUUGUGACUUCGCAAACUCCUUUAGCAACCGCUACUUCAUCUGUGUCGGUAUCCGGAUCCAGCAGUACAAUCGCUAGUAGUGAGACGCGUCCAAGUAGCUUGACCCAAACUUUGGCUGUUUCAUCUACUGCUACUGUUACAGCAGCCAUUACCGAAAGCCCAUCCACCACCACUAAAACCACUACUACUGAGAAACCAUCCACCACUACAACAACCACCGUGAAACCAUCCACCACCACUACUACAACUACUACUGAGAAACCAUCCACCACCACUACUACAACCACUACUGAGAAAUCAUCAUCUACCACUACUACAACCACCGUGAAACCAUCCACCACUACAACAACCACCGUGAAACCAUCCACCACCACUACUACAACUACUACUGUGAAACCAUCCACCACCACUACUACAACCACUACUGAGAAAUCAUCAUCUACCACUACUACAACCACUACUGAGAAAUCAUCAUCUACCACAAAGAACUAG